Molecule: messenger RNA, 5146 nt
Organism: Apis laboriosa (Himalayan honeybee)
Lineage: Eukaryota; Metazoa; Arthropoda; Insecta; Hymenoptera; Apidae
Gene: nw
Exons: 5
Coding region: 2603-3892 (429 amino acids)
Source: RefSeq, a predicted model, not a curated record
UAUAUACGAUCGAGAGCCGGCAUUGGCCUCCCUCGUGAUAAAGCACGCCACGAUAUUCUUCUUCUACCUGACGCAACCGUAUCGCGGGCAACCUUUAAAUAGAUCGUGGUAUACGGCUCGUUAUAAACGUAGUGAAUUCGUUUAGCGUGGCAGAUCGUGGCGCUUUCGUGCGAGGCAAGGAGACGAGAAGAGGAACGGCGAUCGAAAGGGACGCGGAUAUCGAAUCGAUCGGACACGGCCCGGACAAAGAACAGCUAGUGGAAAAGAAAAGAGGAGAGAAGGAAGAAGAGGAAGAAGAAGAUGAAGAAGAAGAAGAAGAAGAAGAAGAAGAAGAUUCCUUUACUGACAUUUCGCGUUGGAUUCUUCUUCUUCUUCUUCUGGUACCGGUUGCGUAUCGUAAUCGAAGUAACUGGGCCUCGGACGGGCACGGACAAUAACCACGUAUUCCGCAGAAGCAGGUGAUCUCUCGCGCGAGAGUAGAGGACAGGACGUUCAGAAAUCAAGCCUACCUUGAGAGACGAAUCUUUUUGCCUUGCACCGCGCCGCUGACAAGACACGAUCCUAUAUAUAUAUAUAUAUAUACGAGAAAUCUCUUCCAGAGAUAUCGCCUCCCGUUUUAAAGAGUUAAUAUCUGUUCGAUGCAUUAAGACGAGGCUGCCGAGAGAUUCUCAUAAGGAUCUCGAACGUUUCGUUCCUAUCUACCUCGGUCGGGUCGUGGUAUAUAUCUCGUAAUAGGCUCUCCAUGACGCGUCGAUCGAGGUAAUUAAGGUGGCGUACGUUCCGCGAAACAUGUGGACGCUUUUAAAAUGAUAUCCACCUCUAUUUCUCGUGACCGUAGGUGCGCAUUAAACUGGUUAAAAAUAGAACCGAAGCGUAUUUGAAAGCGUAUUGUGAAGCGAUUACGAGUUUUUUCAUUAUACGAUACGAGGAGAUACCACCAUCCUCCCCUCCUCCCCUUACUCCCCUCCCUUAAUGGGGGCCGGUCAAUGUCGGUGCAGAAAAAACUAAGCGCGGAAAGAGCGAGGAAUAAGAAUAGACGGCGCCAAAGGCUUAACAAGGAAACCGGUUCAAAACCUCCUGCGCCUGUGUACCGACUUUCAUGAGAGAUUCCAACGAGUCACUUCGACCACCGUGUGCAAUAUAUUGGACGUGAGUAUGAUUCCCGUAAUACCUUCAACUACGAUCGCAACCGUGCGUUCCCUUCGUCGAGCAAUUAGCUAUUUCUACGUCACGUCAAGAGGUAUUCGCCAAGUUGGAAACGAACGUUGAAUCUUGACCUCUUCCCCGGAGAAGGAGGAGGAGGAGGAGAAGGAGGGGGAGGAAGAGGAGAGUCGAGAGAGAGAGAGAGAGAGAGAGAGAGAGAGAGAGAGAGAGAAAUUCGACGAAGAAGGAGCAUGUAUGUAUUUCGAAGUAGGAAACGUUCGCGGCCGAUUUGAACGGCGUCUCUCAAAGCCGCAAUUUACGUCCAUCGGCGACAAGCGGCAGAUACGAUAAUAUCGUUAAUGCAUCCGAUCGUCGGAAUAGAAAAUGGUGAUUUUAAGGGAUGGUAUGCGGCGCGUUCUCGCCAGCCACGCUCAGAAAUGAAGUCUACCUUGAGGUCGGUGUCUUUUUUGCGCCUACCCGUCGAUACAAUUCCAUUCAGGACGAUGAAGACCGUGAAAAGACACCAAAGAGAAAUUCCAUCCAUUGCGACCGUCAGCGUAAAACAAACUAAACGAUGGAACAACGUUAUUAAUAGCGUGUACCGCCACUCGCAAAUAGAUCGGGGCGCCGAGUUCAGCAACGAGUUCCAUCCCGACCGCUGUCUGCUUUCACGCUUCAUUUUCCGUUUCCAAUAGUUCUCAAAUCCAAUCCCAUAAUUCUUGUCCCAAUCUUAAUCCAAUCUUAUUCCAAUCUUAUUCCAAUCUUCUGCUUCGUUGUAUAUACGAAUACACUUUGGCGCGAAAAAAAAAAAGAAAAAGAAAAAGAAAAAGAAAAAGAAAAAUUUUUAUUAUUCGCGUUUGCUCGAUUCUCGUUAAAACGAAGCAUCCGGUUCGCCAAGAAUCUCUGCUCGAUAAGGAAAAAGGAAGAUGGGGAGAGAUAGAGAGAGAGAGAGAGAGCGCACGUUGGUACGCUCGCAAGUGUAUGGUGAAAAGUUGGCCGAGAGAGUAAAGUUCGCGAGGGGAAGGAAGGAAGGAGAGUACGGGCGCGAGAAGCCGUGUCAACGAACGCACCGCAUCAUCCUCUCUAACCCUCCGGCAGCGCGAGGGUCUAUUGUGGCUAGUUUUUUCUCUGACCUUGUCACCUUGCAGGUUUUUUGCCGCGGCCAAGUCGAUUACAUUUCGGAUCGGUUCCUCCGUAUCCCCCGUCCACGUCUCGCGCUAUCCCGCUCUCUCGUGCCCGCCCGUCCCUUCGUGGGCUCCGCUCGUCCUGCUCUAGGUUAGUCAGUGAAUCAUCUUCAACGACCCCCUCCUCUGGGAUCCGGGCAGAAGACUCUUAAGGGGGCCCACAGCGCAGCGCGAGGCCAGUCCGAGAACGCGACCCUAACACUAACAUCCGGUGUAUUCCGAGAGUCGGAAACGGAAACGGCUGCUUGAUCGAUUAAUCGACACGACACGCCACCAUGAAGAUCGCUCUGCUGCUGCUGCUCGUCGCGGCCUUCGCCUCAGGCCAAAGGAUCACGACGAUUCAAUUGGAUGGCGUGCAAUACUUCGUUUCAAGGAUGAAUCCCUACAGUCCCGAAUUGAACUAUUUCCUGGCAUACCAAUAUUGUCGUUCACUGGGUCUUCAGUUGGCCUCUUUCGAGACAAAGGAAAAAGCCGACACGAUGACGCAGUACUUGAAAAACGCCGGCUACGUUAAAUACGACUUCUGGACGUCCGGCAACAAGUUGGGCACGGACAUGUUCCUGUGGAUGAGCACAGGUCUUCCCUUCAAUGCCACCUUCGACUACAUGUUGAGGCGACCUGGCAACAGACCUGCUGACGUCCCACCCGGCACUGAGCCUCAACGAGUGGCGCGUGAAAGCGGUGACAGCGGGAGCGCGGACGGAUGCGUCGCCAUGGUGGCACCCACGUUAGCCUGGGAGGCGCAAGAUUGUACCCUGGUUAAGGACUUUAUCUGCGAGCAAACAAGAUGCUACUACUACAACUACGGAAGCAUUCCAGUCUCUGCGACUCAGGGAAAUCGCAGACCCUAUAUAACAACGACCUCUGCGCCAGCCAGCGACGACCAGGUCGACGAGCACGAGGAAGGCAACGCCGGCAAGAACGACGAGCAAAAUCAGAGUAACGUCGACGAGAAAUCAACACCGGAGGAGGAGGAGGAGGAGGAGGAGCAGAGCAGCUCCUUCGAGGAGAAAUCGCCUGAAGAUCCGGUCGUCAGCAGGCUUAUUACCACGGCCGUUCCCGCGUCUGACAAGCAACAAGCCGCAUUGGCACCGUCCACGCCCUCGCCCGCCGUCACCGAGGAUCACGAGCGACCGACCGACGCCGAUCUCGACAACGCGAGGCCCGAGCAUCUUCUCGACAUCACGAGCCUCUUCACCGACACCCCAGGCCCCCAGGCCAGAAAGGACAACGUGUUCGAGGGGCUCCAAACCCGCGAGGUUCAUCGCUCCUCUCUACGCUCGGCCUCCAACAUGAAGGCCGAGCAUCGAGAGUCGCCGGACUACUUCGAGGUGCGCGGCGAGACCGAGGCGCCCAACAACGGUUUGGAAGACGCUCACACGGUCGGCCCUUACGACAGCGUCCAAGAUUACUACGCGAACGACCAACCCGAGGCGGGCGAAUCAUCGAUGAUGAAAGAUCAGGACGACGACAGCAGCACGAUCCUGCCAGAAGCGGAACCGGCCUACAGGUACAACAUCAAAGUGCGCACCAACGGCAAAGUAUUAGACCCUCCGUCCAAGUAACGCUUUACAAUUUAGGCAAUUCGUCACGAUUAUUCGUCGAUAAGUGAUGAAUGUAAGGGAGAUUCUUGAAGGAACUAGAUAUAUCAAUGUACGUUAUUUUAUGUGUAUAUCGCAACGGACAAACGAGAGAAUCGCGCGACCCCAUCGCGAUGAUUGGUGGGGCUCCGUUCGUCGCCAUUCAUCGCUCAUCCAUUUCGUUCUGAUUUCGAAACGAAUUCCCGGUAGUGCUCGUCGGGAUGAUUUCUUUCACGCCACACAUAUUCAUCACACGUGUCGUCGGGGCUUCCGCUCGACGGAAGGAAAAACGUUUUUGCAAUUUUCGUUUUCGGGGAUAAGUUGCUGCUCUCCGUAUCCGUGGAUCUCUGUUCGAAACAACCGUGCAAUCGCGUACGAAUAUGAUUAACAACGAUCGGAACGAUUGCUAACUUUUCUAAAACGAAUUUCGAAUAAAACGUCGAUUCCUUUCCUUCUGGCCUCGAUCCCCGGCGAUAACCAACCGACGUCGUUCUCGCAAGGGCAUUCACUCCACUCCGAUUCAAUUCGAUCUUUUAAUCGUGGCACGAGAGUGGCACCGGCGGACACGUGACGGCUCCAUUCUCCUCCUAUCUCUUUACCCGUCUUUUCUUUAUUAUCGUAUCGCUUAAUAUCGACCCGCCGUCGUAGAUGAUGGAAGAUGAUAGUAACGUAAGGAGGGAUCAUCCGCGUGGGAUCUCAGGCAUUAGGCUAGCAACGGAGGUAUCAUCGUUGCUCUUUAAGGAUAAUGGUCUUUAUGUAGGGUUGGGAGGUUGGUCCGCCAGUGCCACGAAUAAUAAUUUCAUUCGUAUCGGUGAAUAAUCAUCUUAGUUCUAAUAUCAUAUUCGUACGUCUGCAAGAUGAAACGUUUCGCGUCCGAUUCGUAUUCGAAAUCGGUACACGGCUCCUCUUCGUAGUUGAACGUCGAUGGGAUUGAAACGGAACGAGGAUUCGGGAAGAUUCUCGAAGAAUGUCAUCGGACGAGGAUGAAAAGGAGAAGAAUAAAGGAAUCGAGGAGAUUAUGAGUCGCGUAAACGUUUCGGUCAUCCAGACGUAUGAGAAUCGGCAACAUCGCGAAAUGAUUUUCUAACUAUUAGGAUAGGUAUCAUCGACGCAUGGAUCUUGAAUAUCAUUGCGUAAAUACGGCGCGAAUGUUCAACUUGUGUAAUUGAAUAUCAAUAAAGGUACGAAACACAUUCUUACGAUAGUCGAGUUUUUUUCAUUUUCUCAUCCCCUUUAACG